Messenger RNA from Fimicolochytrium jonesii, 1467 nucleotides. Its product is annotated as IgA peptidase M64-domain-containing protein. NCBI's taxonomy places the organism in Eukaryota, Fungi, Chytridiomycota, Chytridiomycetes, Spizellomycetales, Powellomycetaceae. The record is from RefSeq and is a predicted model, not a curated record. Gene Ontology annotation, molecular function: metallopeptidase activity. Bases 1 to 1467 code for a protein of 488 amino acids. The transcript is spliced from 8 exons.
AUGGAGGUGUUUGAGAUUAUCAAGAAUGGGCCGUCGGAGAAUCGGAUCGAUGUCGUUUUCAUGGGCGACGGGUACACUCCCUCCGAAAAACCCAAAUUCCUAUCCGACAUCCGCCGGCUCACCUCCGACAUGUGGGGCGCGCAAACCUUCGCCUCCGUCCUCCCGCUCUUCAACAUCUGGGCCGUCUUUGCACCCUCCAACGACAGCGGGAUCGGCGUCGGCGGCAAACCGAAGGAUACCCCGUUCGGCCUCUAUCGCGACGGGACGGAACUGCGGGGCAUCUACUGUUCGAAACCGAAUGAGGCGCGCAAGGCGUGCACGUUGACAGGCCCCGCCGCAUGCGACUACCCGAGCCUGAUCGCCAACGACGACUACUACGGCGGCCUCGGCGGGGAAUUCGUGAUCUCCACGCGCUCGAACAUAUCCGGGACCGUGGUGCUACGGCACGAGAUGGGGCAUAAUCUGGUCGAGGUUGGUGAGGAAUACGAUGGAGGCCAGGUGUAUUCGGGCGUCAACUCCGAACCCGCCGACAGACCCUUGUCGGAGCUCAAAUGGGCCCACUGGUUCACCGACCCGGACAACAUCGCCGAGCAGAAAUCCGUCGUCCGUGUCCAGGAUUAUGCGUGGUACGACCUGUCCCACGGGGCGUACACCCUCAACUUUUCCUCGGACGGCACGUACGCGCGGUGGGGGCUCAAGAUCAGCGCGUCGGGGGUGGACGUCGACGACGCGAUGCGGGUCUCCGUCGACGGCGUGGGGCUGGAGUGGCGCGGGGUCGGGCAUCUCGAUCGGUCGUUCUUCGACGUAAGGGCCGAUUCAGGGUUUGAGAAGGGCGACCAUACCCUGACGUUCGCGCUCGGCAUCCCUGCGCCGCCCGGGGCGCCGAUCCGGCAGCUGUGCUCGGUGCAGCUGAUCGAGUACGCCGCCGAGCCCGCCUUCCAUAUGGACAACAGUUACAUCUCAGCAUACCCGACGAUCUCGCAAUCGGGAACAAAAACCUACCGCCCAACCAACGAAGGCUGUCUGAUGCGCAACAUGGGCCUGCCCAUUUUCUGCUCCGUCUGCAAAGAAGGCCUAUGGACCUCCCUCCUCUCCCGCCUGCACCUCAUCGACACCAUCACAACCACCUGUCCCGGCCCCGGCGCGCCGCUCAUCACCGUCACGCCGCUCCCCCUCGCGCAGUUCCGGCCCGGCGGCGAUCGGGGCCGCGACGUGGAGCGGUUCGCCGUGCGGUGGUAUACGCGCCCCGCGCCGUCGCGGCUGGCGCGGCAGGCCGUGGGGGGAGCAGGACAGAUUGGGAAUGGGACCACUGAGGCGUGGCGACGGGUCCGGGAGUUGGAUGAUCUGUUUGUGGGGACGGUGCACCCGGGGAUGUGGCGGGUGGAGGUGGAGUUUCGGAGUGUGGAGGUGAGGAGUGAGGGCGGCGUUAUGGAGGGAAGGUGGGAGGGGAGGGUUGAGGGGUGUUGA